Misgurnus anguillicaudatus (oriental weatherfish) is the source of this 4667-nucleotide messenger RNA. The record is from RefSeq and is a predicted model, not a curated record. NCBI's taxonomy places the organism in Eukaryota, Metazoa, Chordata, Actinopteri, Cypriniformes, Cobitidae.
CCCGCCUAUCAGGAAAUCACAGGUUUGUCUGUGGCUGUGCAAUGCGGAAUGAAAAUGUCCUUCCUAACAAGGAGUGACUAAGCUUAGCUAAUGUGCUGCUGGUGUUUAAGGACAUAGACACAGAGGGUCAGGGUGUAUCAGAUGAGUAUAAAAAACAAACAGAAACUCUGUCAAUAAACAUGUGCUGCUCUGCACUGCAGUUUGUGAUAAAACAGCUGCCCACGUGACCAUCAUAUCUGACUUAUAUGAUAAGCUUUGCAGUGUUUUUGGUCCUGCAUGAUGGAGAGUUGUCAUUUUAUUUAUGAAAAGCCUUGAAUGUUUAGUUUUGAUGUAGUUGUCAUAUCAUUCAUAAUGUGGUAUGCAUUCUGUUUCUGUAUUUUAUGUAUGACUGUCUCACAUUUGAUGCCUUAUUACAUCUGGUUAAGUGGAAACGUGGUUAUUGUGACCACAUCUUGGAAAAUGAUUUAUUGAAGUAUAUUUUUGCAUUGAAAUGUUUUAAUGACUAUGUAGUUUCUUUAUUUCAUUACUGACAGGUGUUUUAUUUGUUGUCCAUGUAUUAUUACAGUCUGUUUAUGUAAACAAAGCUCCUGAUGUUAACCAUAUGUAUCAUAUAAACUUUGUUCUCACCCCAAGGCAACAAAAAUGAAGAACGCUGUGAAGUGGAAUUCAAAACUGGGUUUUUGGAUGAGCUCUUACACGCGCUAGAUGAGUCCUGCUGAUCUCCAGUCAGUGUCAAAGCCAGAACUGAGUUCUUUGUCCAGCUCCAGCUGUUCCCAGAUCUGUUUGAAGGGUUUCUGAUGUGAACGCAUCUGUAGGAGAGAGGGGCGGAGCUGAGAUGUCAAUCAGAAGUGCAGAGGGCAUGUCCAUCAUGCAAGCCUUAGCCAUGACGGUGGCUGAGAUACCCGUAUUCCUGUAUUCCACCUUCGGACAGUCUAUAUUCUCUCAGUUAAAGUUGAGUCCGAGUCUGAAGAAGGUUCUGUUCGCCACGGCGCUGGGCAGUGUCGCAUUGGCUCUGACCGCACAUCAGUUAAAGAGGCGGGGCAGGAAGAGGAAACAGGUGGCCGGUAAAGAUGAGCCGAAACCUGUGGUCAUUCCUGAACAGCUUCUCCGAACCCACAGACCGGCCUCACUCAAGAGAGGUCCGGUUUCAGCGAGGCAGAUGAUGAGUCCCAGUACUCGCAGUAAUGAUACGCUCAGCGGCGUCUCAUCUAUCGCUCCCAGUAAACGCUCCAGCUCUUCACAUAGUAUCGCCUCGAUGCGAGGCCCUUCCUCUCCCAACCAAUCAGUAAAUGCCGUGGGAAUGCCGUGGGAGGCGGAGCCAGUAGCAGAGGAAAUGGGAAUUGGAGAAGAUGCUAACGCUGAGAACCUCUAUCUCAUGGGUAUGGAGUUGUUUGAGGAAGCUCUGCGUAAGUGGGAAAGGGCGCUAAACAUCAGACACACAACUCAUUCGGGCACUUCAUCCGCUAGCAGUCUCGUCCCAGAGGGAUCCGAACUCGUGGAGCACCAUUCGCCUGAACUUCGCAAUCAUCAGUUUGCGGUGAAGCUCGAGUCUUUACUCCACCGAGCGUAUCAUCUGCAGGAGGAUUUCGGCAGCACCAUCCCGCCUGACAGUCUGCUCGCUGACCUGGAGAGUGAAGGAACCCUGAUCCUGCCCACACUUGGAAGUUCUCACCCGAUUCAAGAUGAUGAUGCUACGACGGUCACGUCAGACGACUCGUUUUUCUCGGCAGCUGAGUUAUUUGAAGCACUUUCUCUGGAGGACACGGUUCACCUGUUAAAACCUGCAGCUCUGUAUGAAGAAGCUAUGAGUUUAGUUAAAGAUGGAGGCGUGGCCUGCAGAACAGUGAGGUCAGAACUUCUGGAGUGUUUUAGCGAUCAAGACUUUCUUGCCAAGCUGCACUGUGUACGACAGGCCUUCCAGGUGCUGCUGCUAGAUGAAACACACAGAAUAUUCUUCAUGGAGACAGGGAAGCAGAUGAUCUCAGGACUCAUGGUCAAAGCCAAUAAGAGUCCUAAGGCCUUUCUGGAGAGUUAUGAGGACAUGUUGCAGUACACGCAGAGAGAAGAGACGUGGCCCGUCACCAAAAUGGAGCUGGAAGGGAGAGGGGUGGUCUGUAUGAACUUUUUUGACAUUGUGCUGGACUUUAUCCUGAUGGAUGCGUUUGAAGAUCUAGAAAGUCCUCCAUCGUCUGUGGUUGCUGUAUUGAGGAACCGAUGGCUCUCGGACAGUUUUAAAGAGACGGCUCUGGCUACAGCCUGCUGGUCUGUGUUGAAAGCUAAGAGGAGGCUGCUAAUGGUUCCAGACGGUUUUAUUGCUCAUUUCUAUGCGAUCUCUGAACACGUCAGUCCAGUUUUGGCGUUUGGGUUUUUGGGCCCCAGACAACACCUGAGUGAGGUCUGCACUAUAUUCAAGCAACAGAUUGUUCAGUAUCUGAAGGACAUGUUUGAUCACGACAAGGUGCGUUUUACAUCCGUUUCAUCUCUGGCCGAAGAUAUCCUCAGUUUGUCUCACAGACGGGCGGACAUCCUGGUCGGUUACCUGGGCAUUGAAAAUCUACCCGAGAGCAAUGGAGCUCUGCUCAAGAGCCCUUGCCAGGACAACAGCGGGCAUCCAGACCUCAGCGAACAGCAGAUCUGAAGUUGUAGAUUCUGGAUCUCACUGAUCGAUAAGUCACCAAGUGUGCAGAACUUCAUUAACUUAAAGACAUCAAUUCUACAUCACAUUUAGAGAUAUAAACCACGACUGACUCAUCAGAGGCCUUCCUCGUAUUCACUUCUGUGAAUAAAUGCCAACGUAUUUACAGCGCUGCUAUUUAGAAACCUGAUGGAGACGCAUUCAAAACGAUGGCCAUUGUGUCGGGUCCUAAUGCUAUUUGGAUCCUUCCCUGAAUCCACUACAUCUCAACUUGAUGUUUGAAGGAGCGACGUUUUAGCCGAGCUUGCUAACAGCUUCAUCCCAAAUCUCACACACAACACAUCAACGGAUGCCUAGAUUUUGUGUAGGUUCAGGUUAUUGUGUGUCUUUGUGUUUUAUUAUAAUGGCCAAAUAAAGUCUUGCACUGAAUCCUGCGAAGCACUGAAUGCAACGAGGAAAGCUAGGAGAGAUGGAUUAUUUGUGUGUGUGCUGUAUAUGUAUCUGUCAACAUGGAUGAGGUUUGCAAUGAGUGAAUCUUACAAAACCAGUCAAGAACAUGUCCCAAAAUCACUUGAAGUAUAUUUUUAGAAAGAAAAUAAAGUCUGAUAAUAUGGGGGUAGAUUGUGUGUAGAGGAUGUAAAGGUUGUUUAAGAAGCUGUAGAUGCGACACAGACAGGAAGUGCAUCAUUCAGAAGGAAACAGGAUGUAGUGGUCCAAGUCAGACGGGUUGAUGAUGGCAACAAAUGUCCGCUGAGCAUUUGCGGUUUGUGCAGUUUGUAUGGGACGACACUUACUUGUGUUGCUGCUCUCACAGUGUUUAAUCCGAGAUAGAGAAACAUCAUGUCUGUAAGUGUGUGUAUAAUGUUUUGUCUCAGUUAUUCAGGCCUGCCAAUGGAGGUAAAGUUGACAAGAAACACACAGAUAGUUAGUUGUUGGGAUGAAAUGGAUCUUGCAUCGUGUGGCCAACAAAUCUUGAGUUAUGUAAAAGUAAUAUAUGAAAUAAAAACUUGUUUCUAAAGACUCUGAUUAAACAUCUGAUUAAAAUACUAUUUAGGGGAAAUGCUUUGAGACAGAAAAUAAUUUAAACCCACCAAAACACAUUGACAUUUAUGUACAAUCAACAUGUUUUGGUUCAUUUUCACGAACUGUAGGUUCAUUUUUGAAUUUAAUAUUUGUUUUAAAAACAAUCACCAGUGGGUACCUUUACAUUUUAAGGUAUGAAGGUCAUUGUUUUUUCCCAUAUCAUAAACAGUAUCAUAUCUGCGAUGACAGCAUUACGUGCAGCCUGUGCUAAAAUAUUUUAUGAAAUAAGGUUGUGAAUUUGUAUAAUUUUAAACUGUAUGAGCGAGCAUGAAAUGUACACAGCUGUCCUCAAUGUUAUUCAUCUUUGAAAAAACUUGACCGUGUUCCUGAUUUGUGUGUAAACGGGAUAUGAAAAGAUAAUUUUGAUUUGUCAUUGUGUUUCUUUCCCAAUUUGUACUGACUAUUUUAAGUCACCCAUGGCCUGUCUUGCACUUUUUUUGCUAGUAAAUUAAAUCCUGUUUUUAUUGAAAUAUAGUUAGCCUGUAAUGCAUUUGUGAACUUUUAUUUUUUUGCUAUAUGGACAGUUGUAUAAUUUAUAUAAAUAACAUCAAAGUCCAAUCAUCAAUGGUUUGGUUUUACUGGUUUAAAAAGUAAAAAAACAGAGGGACAAUAUAAUAUUAGUAAAAUAUAAUAAAAAAUGGAUACAGUCCGGGUCAUGAGAGAUUGACUAUGUUGUUGUUACUGAUAUUUAAUUUUCUUGUGUGUAAUUCACUGUUAAAUCUUUUCAAAGCUGUUAUUGUUAAUUGCCAAUCACGUCAUUAUUCUCCUCAUUAUUAUACAUUUUUGGUAUGUGUCAAAAUGUGUCAUGCAAUCAUAAUGGGUUAUAUGUCUAUGAAAACUGAAGGCUGACUUUAUUUUCAGUGUUGUAAUGUGAAUUGAAAUUGUAUGUAGAUUUGUGUACAUGCUUAUGUGUUUUAUGACACAAAUAUAUGAAUGACUUGCCUACUUA